Molecule: messenger RNA, 2928 nt
Organism: Elaeis guineensis (African oil palm)
Lineage: Eukaryota; Viridiplantae; Streptophyta; Magnoliopsida; Arecales; Arecaceae
Biological process (GO): regulation of gene expression
Cellular component (GO): peroxisome
Molecular function (GO): RNA nuclease activity
Source: RefSeq, a predicted model, not a curated record
GGGCUCAAACCGAUAGAGACGAUCACAGCAAAGUCGUUCUCGUGUGGUGGACUAACACAGUACACUCUUCCGGAAGACGAAGGGAGACCCACGGAGGGGCCUCGACGCUUCUCGUCCAUCGUAGUCGGUCGCUGCCCUUGAAUGUCCCUCGAUCUCAUCGAAUCCGUCUCAGUUUUUAGAUUGAUUCCUGAGCUACUUGAAUCCGAGGAAGCUUAAAUGUCUUACGAAGACAAGGCAAUGGCCAUUACAAGUCUUCCACCAAAGGUUAUAUCUCCAGAAUCAUCGAACUCCAGUGGGGCAUUAUCCACUUCUAACAAGGAACAACCUGAAGUGCCUAACCAGCAAACUGUGGCAUUGCAUGCUCCUGUGGCUAUCCUUUGGGACAUCGAGAACUGUCCAGUUCCAAGUGAUGUUCGCCCUGAAGAUGUUGCAGGCAACAUUCGAAUGGCAUUACGGGUGCAUCCUGUCAUUGAAGGAGCUGUAACCAUGUUCUCUGCUUAUGGGGAUUUCAAUGCCUUUCCUCGGAGGCUGAGAGAGGGUUGCCAGAGAACAGGCGUUAAGCUCGUAGAUGUUCCAAAUGGUAGAAAAGAUGCUGCUGACAAGGCUAUCUUAGUCGACAUGUUUCUGUUUGCUCUGGAUAACCGACCACCCUCUUCAAUUAUGUUAAUAUCAGGUGAUGUGGACUUUGCACCAGCCUUGCAUAUACUUGGUCAACGUGGGUACACUAUCAUCCUUGUUAUCCCUUCUGGAGUGGGUGUUUCCUCUGCUUUAAGCAAUGCAGGAAGGUUUGUUUGGGACUGGCCCAGCAUAGCCCAUGGUGAAGGUUUUGUUCCUCCAAAAAGUUUUAUUCCCCCUGGGCCUGAUCUUGCAAGCUAUCUCAUGAGCUGUAGUAUGGGAGACAAUGCUUACUGUCAGAAUGAAGAAGAAGCGAUUGUUUAUAGAGGAAUUUCUCAAAGCGAAUACACCACCCGAGGAAACAUCAACCAGUUAUAUUGCUACAACUCUUCUCAUGUUUCUAGAGAACAUUCUAGAACUUCUCAUUCCUUGUCAGAUUACAGUAGCAAUAAUUUAAUAGCUGGGCCUUAUUUAACUUCCCCAAGGUCACAAAGUCUACCAUCUGGUCUAAGUGAAGGUCUGGUAGGGGAUCAGAAUAGUAGAGAAGAUCAGGCAUGGUGGGUUCGUCCAGGAGAUAUUCAGGGUUUGAAGGGUCAGCUAGUCAGGCUGCUUGAGAUGUCUGGUGGAAGUUUGCCGCUUGUACGUGUUCCGCCAGAGUAUCUUAAGAUCUUUGGACGGCCACUCUACAUGGCAGAGUAUGGAGUGUAUAAGCUGGUGCACCUCAUUAAGAAAAUGACUGAUGCUUUGGUUGUGGUUGGGAAGGGACAGAAGAAACUGCUCUGCCUUCGUAACUCAGCCGACAGGAAUUUGAAGAAGUGUCUGAGUACACCAAUCAUUUUGAGGAAGGAUAAAAAGGGAAAAGGAGUUCUGGAAGAAAAUGUGGAUGUUGGUGUAUGUACUCAUUUGGGUAGCUCCUCUGAUGAGUUCUCGGAUGAUGAGAGGAAUGCCGAGACUGUUUUAGGUGCAGCAUGUGACUUUGAUUACCAUCUGGAGAGUUUCAGACAGGAGGUUCAAGAGCUUCUUGUUUGUUACUCCUGUCCUGUUCCCCUCAGUAAUUUUGAGGCUCUGUAUGAACAGCGGUACAAAAAAGCUCUUGACUACCAGAGUUUCAGAGUGGAUGGGCUGGAGGAACUGAUUGAGAAGGUGAGAGAUGUUGUGGAAUUGUGUGAAGAUCAGGGGAGCAAAAGGAAGUUCCUUGUAUCCAGCUGUGUGAGUGGAUAAGGCCAGUUCUAGCAAUGCUCACUAUGAUGUUCCCCAAGAUAUGAUAAAGCAUGCUUUUCUGAAGUCUUACAGGUUGGGAAGUUUUUGCUUUCUCUUACCUUUUAAGCUGUUUUCUUGUUAUGCAUCCAGCACUGAGAUGACACUGAUUUUUUGAAGUGUCUGUAAAUUACAUAUGAUAGUGCAGGAAGAUGUAUUCAUGCAUUCAUGCCUGUGCUGCAUGAUCUGUCAGUAAUUAAUGUUGGUAGAUUGCAAAGCCAAUGCUAUACACAAGUUUCCUGUUCCCUGUUGCCCCUUGCGCCUUUUUCCCGUGUUGGUUCAGCUGAAUUUUUUUUGGUGAUAUGGGGUACGGAGGCAUGCUGACAUGGCUUUACAAUGGAGGCUUCAACUAUAAGUUCUAUAAGAUUUAUAUUGUAUGUACCUACUAUCACUAGAUGCUGCUCUAUCAAGAUUGUCCAAGGUUGCAGGGCAUCAAACUCUAGAGAUUAAAACCAUACAGCCGAAGGCUGGUAGUGUUAUAUGGUUGUGGUCUAUGGUAUGUUGGAACUGCUGAUGAUAAUGAAGCUCCAAAGGCAUCCUCAAACUGUGAAAAAUGUCCUGCUGUUUGUGGAUGACUCACGAGAUGCUGAAAAUAUCUAGUACAGAAUGACAAGGUGGUGAAAGUAAAAUUGGACUCUGUGGCUUAUUCUUCAUGGAGCAUGAUGUGUUUGGUUACAGAUCUGAGUGCAAAAGAAGAUGAAACUAUUUUGCAUCAUGGACAGAAACAUGAUGUCGUCACCGUCCUUAGGAUGCAUCAAUGAGUUCAUGUGAACAAAUGCAUACAACUCCUAGCCUUUGUCAACAAAGUUGUGAGCAUUAGACAACUGAUUUAGAGGUUAUGGUGUUGGAAGGCAUUUAUAUGAAGAUGUCUUCAUUUGCUUGCUAGAACUGCCCUUGUGCUUGAUUUAGGGUUCUUAGCUCUUAAUGAUUUAUGGAUUUUGUCAAAUUGUAGAGUCAAACUUGUGCCAGGUCUUUGUUCAUAUAUGGUUCUUGCAAUCUACCUUGACAAACGAACAUUUUUACUUUAAAAUUUGCGCUGUCUUUUCCUCAUUUAAA